UGAGCUUGCUUAUUAUAUCGGAAAGAAUGUAAACAAAUAAUCCAAGUGCACAAGUACAAACAGUAUUAUACAUUUUAAGAAUAAAACAAGAAUAAUGGCGUACGAGUCAAAGGAGAAAGUGGCGAAAAUGCAGAGAUAUCACUUCUACAAACGCGAAUUGUGCCUUUAUUUUGGAGUAUAUUUUGCCUACCUCAUAUACGGACUAUGGAUUCUGAUUGACUUACGUGAAAUAUUACAAAAACGUUCAGGAUAUACGCGUGACCCCUUUAACUACGAGUUGGACAUAUUCAAUAAUUAUGUCCGAUCGAACUGGUAUUGGUACCUCAUACAUGCCGUAAUUGCAACCGGCUCGAGGUUUCUUUUUAAUCCGAAUAAUAUCGGGCUUGCAUUCGCAUGUGUAUCAAAUCUAUCUCUGUUGAGCACGCUUCCAUUCAUAAUGAACGUAUUUCUUGGCACAAUGCUUUUAAUUUUUUAUUUAGUGUCAUAUAUUGGCAAUAGAAAAUUGAUAUGGUUCGCAACAGCCUUAUGGGUAGCAGUACUUAAUAUUUUAGCAUUAAAUAUCGGCAAGUUUUCAGACGACCAAGAUAUUUUUUAUGUAUUUAGUGUAAUAUUAUUUUGGACUUUGUUACGUUGUUGUAGUUUUGCGCACUUUUGGGCCGACUCAAAAUUUAAAAAGGAAGACCUUUUAGAAUUGUCCACGGUGUCGCACUAUCUAGGAUAUACAUUAUAUUUCCCUACGCUUGUAAAUGGUCCAUUUUUGGACUAUAAACGAUACAUUGUGAUAUUAAAAAAAAAGGACGCACAUGCAUUAUUUAAUGAAGUAAAAUAUUUUACUAUUGAAAUAGUGCGCAUUUUAUUCUGGUGGCUUGUUUUAGAGCUUGGAAUGCGUUACUUGUUUGUACAUUAUAUGGCUGUAGAAACAGACAAAGCAAAACUUGUGAGGUCACCUUUCGGACGUCAUGCAAUUGGAUAUUUCUUAGGUUUGUUCUUUUUCAUGACGUAUCUUGUAAAAUAUGGCUUGGGAAUCGCUUUUUCCCGUUACGAUGGGAUGUAUCCUCCAAGUAAGCCACAAUGUAUAGGUCAUGUUCAUUAUUAUUCAAAUAUGUGGAAACAUUUCGAUCAAGGACUUUACGAAUUUUUAUUUGAUUACAUUUACCACCCAUUAGUUAAUGCAAAUUAUUCUAAAUUCGUGUCGACGGUGCUCACCUUUGCAUUUGUUUUCAUGUGGCAUGGUUGUCAGACUGAUAUUCUUAUAUGGACUGUUAUGAAUUUCUGGUGUCUGAUAUUGGAGAAGUUAUUGAAGCACGCUAUGCGUUCGACAUUUUAUAAAAGUUGCAUCGAACAAAAUGUGGGUCAACAAAUGUCACAACGUUUUCAAGCCAUUGUUUUUAGCCAAGUUUUCAUAGUGGCUGCCUUUGCAAACGUUUUCUUUAUAGGUAGCCCCGAAAUGGGCGUAUUUUUAAUAAUGAACGCAUACGGGAAUGGUUUUGCGAAUUAUCUUGCAUUAUCAUUUUGUUGCUACUGUUUCUUUCAAUGCUCUGAAUUAAUAUCUAUGAAACUUUGGAAAGAAAAUGGAAAAAAACUAAAAUAAAAUAACUAAUUAGUAAAAAUGUAGUUUAAU
Messenger RNA from Bactrocera tryoni, 1621 nucleotides. It is a transcript of the gene rasp, whose product is annotated as protein-cysteine N-palmitoyltransferase Rasp. Gene Ontology annotation, cellular component: endoplasmic reticulum. The record is from RefSeq and is a predicted model, not a curated record. Gene Ontology annotation, biological process: protein palmitoylation. The coding region runs from base 95 to 1591 and encodes 498 amino acids. The transcript has a single exon. Lineage: Eukaryota; Metazoa; Arthropoda; Insecta; Diptera; Tephritidae. Gene Ontology annotation, molecular function: palmitoyltransferase activity.